Molecule: messenger RNA, 4303 nt
Organism: Amoebophrya sp. A120
Lineage: Eukaryota; Dinophyceae; Syndiniales; Amoebophryaceae
Source: the annotation of a GenBank genome assembly
AGGAUACAUAGCGUGAAUAAAAGCCUCUACAUCUUCUACCCUCUUCUGAUUCAUGUUGAGAAUAGUGUCACUAGUACCUCGAACGCCUUAUUCUAUCAGGAGGAUGAAAGAAGUUUCACAUCGACGAGGACCUCGUCGUUAUCAUUUCAACACCGGGUGAUAAUCGUUAAUGUGAAUUAGAUUUCUUAUUUUCAUCUGUUUCUGUUACCAGUGCAAAACCAAAACCGCUUUCUUGCUAAAAGAUCGAAGUCGAGAUGAAGGGUCUCGCAGACGCUUACAAGACGCAGGUAGGCAACAACGCCUCGAGCACCGCAAACACGUCUUCACCAGCUGCUCCAGGGCCUGCUGGCACGCCGAGCCCUGGUUCCGGCGGACCUUCUCCCGGUGGAUUAGCUGGGAUGAACAUGAAAAAGCUGGGUGGGUUGUCAAAAGCCGCUUCUGGAGGUACUCCUUCAUCGUCCGCAGGACCUGCAGGUGGACCCCCGCCGCCAAAGAAACUUGCUUUCGCGAUGCCACCCGGAGCAGUAGGUGCUGCAACCGUUUCUGACGACGCCGCGGAGCCAAAUACGACGAGUAAAGACGACCCUGCAGCUCAGGAUGAGCAACGACCAACCACUGCCAGCUCGGGUUCUGCGGCAGAAAACGCUCACGCAGGCGCGACCAAAGUGCCGGCCAUGAGCUUUGCGAAACUAGCGCCCGGGGGGAAGAGCGCGGACUCCAGCAACAGCACCAACUCAGCGAACGCGCCGAUGACCAACCCCUUCGGCUUGCUAGGCGCCGCAAAGGCCGCGGGCGGCACCACACCGGCCAGCGGCGACGGCAGCGGCAGCCCGGACGAGAGUGGUGGCAGUGCUGCUCCGCCACCUCCCUCGGGUGCGAUGCUGGCGCUGAUGGGCAAAGCGCCGCCACCCGGCGGUGCCAAGGCCGCUGCGGCGAGCAACCCGUUUGCUCUCGGAGGUGCGAAGAAAUCCAAUCCCUUUCUCGCGGGGCUUGGCGGGGGCGGUUCUCCGACCGACGCCGCGGGCUCCCCGCCCGGCGGGGGCGGCGGCACGACAACGUCUGGUGGGGCGACGCCGAUGGGCUUCACUUCCGCGAUGCUCGCGAAGAAGGCGGCAGCGAGGAUCAAGGAAAAAUCGAAAAAACUCCGCGAAGAGCGGCUCGCCAAGAUCGCGGCGCUGCAGGAGACCCCCGCGGCGACCAACCUGGUGAAGGAACGGCGCGCGAUGCGGAACCGCAAAGACUUGACCCCGCUGCAGAAAAUCGUGGUGUCGCCCAAGUUUGACGCCUUCGUCACCUUCGCAAUUGCGGCGAACUGUUUCUUCAUGGCGUUUGAGUACCAGCUGCAGGGGGAGGACAAGGUGGACAUGGAAACCGGCAUUAUCGUCGGCGAUUUGCUCUUUUUGUUAAUUUUCACCGCGGAGUUGGGCCUACGUUGCGGCGCCUUCGGGUUGAAAAACGUCAUCUUCAACCUACAAUAUUCGCUAGACGUCGCUGUGGUCGGGAGCGGGAUUUUGUUCGAAUUACUUUUACCUCUGAUCACAACCGGCGGGAUUUCCACCGGUGGGGAAGACGAUUCCGGGGGAUUAGCCGAUGUGAUGCGGAUGUUGCGCGUGUUACGGGCCCUGCGUGUGCUCCGAUUGCUGACGAUUUUUGAGCAUUUGUGGGCGGUCGUGCAGUUGUUCUUCUUCAGUAUUCCCCCCCUGAUCUGGACGGUCAGCUUCAUGAUGAUCAUCAUCUUCCUGUUCGCCAUGUUUUCCAUCGUGAUCAUCGGGCAAAACACCGGGUUGACCUACCGUGGCAAUAGUUCUUCGGGAAAUAUUAAUUCUGGAGGAAGUUCUUCCACUUCUCAGCUGGUCACUGCAACAGGUAGUUGUAAUCAGAACUCCACGCUGACCGUGCAAGUGGCUGCACCAACUUCACCUAAUGGUGGAGAUGAAGGAAGUAACUCCAAAAAAGAACAGUUUGACGAGGCGAAGCAGUUCUUCAUGACCACGCGGGAUGCGAUUGUGUACAUGUUCCGCAUCAUGACACUGGACGGGUGGUCAGACAUCGUGGUCCCGCUGGCCCAGGACUCCGUUUGGCCCUACAUUUACUUUCUGCUGUUCAUCUCCAUUUCCGGGUUCGGGCUGAUGAAUUUGGUCACGGUGACCGUGUUGGAAACGGCGCAAAAGCAGACCAAACGCGUGUCGGAAUUGCUCGACAUCGACGACAAAAUGAACGUCAUCGGCGAUCUGCUGCGAUUCCCCAACAUCGCCCACUUUGCGGGCAUGAACAACGGCGAAAAUAACGCUAACGGAGGGGACAACGGUGGUUCAAAUGCGAAUGCCGUGGGCGGUGGUGCAGCUGCCACCAAGAAUCCGCAGGGAACUUCUACCGCGAGCGGAAAUGUUAACCAGGAGCAGCCACAGGUGGAAUUGAACGUGACCGGGAACACGACGCGCGCCUAUUUCAUUGAGCACUGGCAGAAGUCGGUGGCGUUUCGCAAUCUGUUCGAGACGUUGCAGCUGACCAGCGCGGACGCGGGCGCCUUCUUCGACGCGAUGGACCUGGACAGCAGUGGCGAGCUGGACCCGUUUGAGCUGUCCACCACCUACAUGGAGCUCACGACGCAGGUGCUGAACUCCACGGCCUCCGUGGCGCUGAUCCGGUCCGCGGUGCUCCCCGAGGAAAAAGGUCGGAUCCUGCGGUCCACCAUGCAGGUGGCGCAGGCGAGCCGGUUUCAGGAGGUGGCGAAGCAGAAUUUUCUGGACGAAAAGACGCGGGCCGAGGAGUUGGAGAAAAAGCAGUUGGAGGAGACAAAAAAGCAGGGUCUGGAAGCGAAAAUCCGGGAGGAGAAAAUGAGCCAGAACCUGGAGAAAAUCCUGUUCGAAUUCGCGUCCCUACGGGAACAGCUGGAUCGCGCGGAGACGAAAAUAGCAGAUUUGACCGAAUACGUCACCACGGAGCUGCAGGCAGUGCGCCAGGCGCAGGUGACGCUCCCGCCGUUGCGGAGAAGAAGUGUGAAGAAGAAGAAGGCUGUAUCUGCGGGGCAAGAACAGUCCUCGGCAUUAGAAUCCGUGCGGGAAGUGGACGAUGACGGGGUAUGACAGUUCACAACCCCCCCUCCCCCUCAUUUGUCAUGCAAAAUUCCAAAUCUUAUCUACCUUCUGCCUGUUAGCACUGUUUGCAUGACAGAUUCCGAAAGCCAAAACAGCACUACAACCACCUAGGAAUUUGUCAUGCAAAAGCUGCAUCUUCGCCAGCGCUUGCGUUGCUGUUCAUGCAACACAAAUGAGGGGGAGAGGGAGUUGUGCACUCUCAUACGGGGGGAACGACUCCCUCAUUGCGUCCGCUGUCGGCUUCGGCGAGAUGAGCGAUAGCACGCUCGGCGGGGGUCCCGGAGAUACGAUGAUGAACACGACCACCAGUACGGUCUCCGGCGGGCCAAGAGUUACGAAUGCGGCACACAGCCCGCACGUUUUUUCUCACAGUGGGGAGGUGACGAGGCGGAGCAAACAAAGCUUAGCGGCGCAACAGCAGCAGCUGCAACUUCAGCAGCAGAUGCCGCAAGUUGCGGGACUGCGGAUCGUGGGCGGAGAGUUGUUUGUACAGGCAUCGGUAACUUCUGCGGCAGCGCAGCCGCCACAACAGGCUCUCCUUUACGGAGCAGGUGCACCUCCCGAUAGAGGUGCUGGCAAUGCUGGCAGCCAGGCGCUGCAAAUCGAGGCCGGAGGAGGUAAUUCUGCCGUAUCGUCCAGACCGACGACGGCGCCGCAGGAAGUCGUGCAGCGAGGACUGUCUUCUCCGCAAACAAGACUACGAUCACCGGCACCUGCUCCAGGGGCUGUCACAAAUGGUCCCGCAACUGAGCAAGCGGAAGUUGUUUCGCCAGCGUCAAUAGCAGGUGUGAAGAAUAACUCUACUCCGUCAAACACAGACACGUCCCCAAUUUCUACAUUAUCUACCCCACCGCCUGCUGCAAGCACCCCAGGUGCAGCGAAAGGUUCACCGAGUGCCCUACUAGGUCCUUUCAAAAAGCCCUGAGGCUGAGUUGGUUCCCCAUUCACAAUUCAUUCUGAUAUUCGUUUUCAUGAUCAUGGUAUAAUAUUAUUUGACUUUCAUUCAAGCAGAAGCUCGCCAAUUUAUCCACUGGCUCCUCCGAAUAGAGCGCACCUGGACUACCUCGCCUAGGUCGAUGGAAUGUGAACGCUGCUCAUCGUACUUACAGGUCCAACGUAGUAGUUGCUGCGUAUGCAGUCGGGGCACUGAAAUAUCAGACUGAUUUUUGGGUUCGGCUGUACCAGAUUGAGAUUUCAACAACAAG